AUGGUUUACAAUAAAGAUGUUGUAAUUAAUAUGUUCCCUAAAAGGAUGUGGGUCACUGUAUCAGAUAAUUUUGAUUUCAUCAAGAUUCUGAAUCAAAUGGUAGUAUCUCUCACUUCAAAGGCUUCUGCAUUGGAAAAUGCGGAAGGGUUGAUCAAAGAUCUUCAGAAAAACCUAAAGGGCGAAAAGUUUUUACUUGUACUAGAUGAUGUAUGGGAUGGGAAACCAGAGGAGUGGGAGAAGUUGAGAAAUUCUUUGCUUGGAGUUGGCGGUGCAAGAGGUAGCAAUAUUUUAAUUACCACUCGUAAGCAGGAAGUCCUUGAUGCUAUGCGAUGCUCUGAUCCUUAUAAGGUGGCAAAACUAUCCGAGGAAGAUAGUUGGGAAUUGUUCAAGCAAAGAGCAUUUUCAGAUGGAGGAGCGUUGCAGACCGAGGCAUUUGUGGCCUUGGGGAAAAGAAUGGUAGAAAGAUGUAGCGGUCUGCCUCUAGCAGUAAAAACACUAGGAAGUUUAUUGUACUCAAAGAAGACUGAACAGCAGUGGUUGCACAUUCAAAAUAGUGAACUAUGGAAAUCGACAAGUGUACUCCCUUCCUUGAGAUUAUCAUAUGAUAAUUUACCUAAUUCAUCUUUGAAGCGAUGUUUUGCAUAUUGCUCUAUUAUGCCAAAGGAUUCUGACAUAUAUAAGGAUGAACUGAUACAAGUAUGGAUGGCAUUAGGAUUCCUUUUGGAAGAUAGUAAUGUUUUGAUGGAGGUCAUCGGAAACGAGUACUUUGACAUUCUCUUGUCGAAUUCUUUGUUACAGGAUGUGGAAAGAGAUGAAUAUGGAAACAUUACCAAAUGCAAGAUGCAUGAUCUUGUACAUGAUCUUGCACUAGAUGUGUCAAGUAAUAUUUCCGCUAUAGUGAAGCCAAGUCAGGAUUUCAACAAGGUCAGAAAAGCUACACAGGUAAGGCUGGAAGGGUUUGAAGAUGUAAAACAAAAUAUUUUUCAGGAGGCGCACUUAGAUGCGGUACAAGCACUAUAUGCAGAGGCCGAUAUUUUUAAUAGUGCAGAGGCCGAUAUUUUUAAUGUCCUGUUACCGAACCUCAAACACUUGAGAGUUUUGGUUUUGAAUUCAUUUUGUGAGGAGUUUCCUAGUUCAGUAACAAAUUUAAAAUGCCUUAAGCAUCUCGAUAUUUCAAAUGCUCGGGGACAAAAAACUACUGUUACAUUGCCAUAUUACAUCACGAGACUUUUCAGCUUGCAGACUUUGAGAAUUUCAUACUACCAUGAACUUCCAGAAAAGGUCUGUAACCUUAUAAACUUGCGACAUCUUGUAAUUCCCAAUCACAGGUCAAGAUACGUAUUUGUCGGGAUAGAGAGACUAAGUCAUUUGCAAACACUGCCUUAUUUUGUUGUGAAUAAAGAUCAAAAUUGUCUUGUUGAACAUUUGGGAGGACUAAAAAACCUUAGAGGUGAGCUUCAACUCCAUGGCCUUGGCGACGUGGCAAAUAUGGAAGAAGCAAGCAGGGCAAAGCUUCGUGAAAAGUCUAAUAUUGAGGUUUUAGUUUUAAAUUGGAACAAAAAUAUUGGUGCUUUCCGGGAAGACGGGGAAAACAAAGAUGAUGGUGUGAUGAAAGGAUUGGAACCUCACCCGAAUCUUAAAGAAUUGAUUAUUUACUGCUAUAUGGGAAAGAAGUUUUCAUCUUGGAUCACAAUGAUGAACAACUUGGUGAAAAUCUUGUUGGUUGGUUGCAACAGAUGCACAGAAUUUCCAUCACUGGGUCAGCUUCCCAAGCUAAAGAAGAUAAAUUUACAGGGGAUGGAAAAUUUGAAGGUUAUGGGGAAUUAUUUAUUGGAAAGUCUAGACAGUGCAGCCACGAAGACAGUGACAACUAUGUAUCCGUCGCUCAUGACUAUCACUUUGUAUAGGCUGGAAAAGCUAGAAGAAUGGACAGAAGAAGUGAUGAGCACAGGGAGUCAUGACCAAAGUGUAUUUCCUAAACUUGAGAGUUUGGAAAUUAUGUAUUGUCCAAGGUUAAGCAAGAUUCCAAAUAUUUGUUUUCCGGCCUUGAAGGAGCUCAAAAUCACUGAUUUGGACAGCAGCGUGAUAGUGGAAACAAUGAGCAAAAAGGUUACCUCUCUCCUAUGUUACUCGGACUCGGGUACGGAGUGUCGGACACGACACAUAUUCGAGUGUCGGACUUCAGAACUAUGGAAAUUGGAGACACGGGGACACUGUCCUAUUUUUGGACACGGGUACGGGGACACAUCGUAA
Daucus carota subsp. sativus is the source of this 2253-nucleotide messenger RNA. RefSeq names its product putative disease resistance protein RGA4. Bases 1 to 2253 code for a protein of 750 amino acids. The transcript has a single exon. Gene Ontology annotation, molecular function: ADP binding. NCBI's taxonomy places the organism in Eukaryota, Viridiplantae, Streptophyta, Magnoliopsida, Apiales, Apiaceae. Gene Ontology annotation, biological process: defense response to other organism. The record is from RefSeq and is a predicted model, not a curated record.